This is a messenger RNA of Acanthamoeba castellanii str. Neff, 388 nucleotides long. RefSeq names its product developmentally regulated GTP binding protein 2, putative. Gene Ontology annotation, biological process: cytoplasmic translation. Gene Ontology annotation, molecular function: GTP binding; GTPase activity. The record is from RefSeq and is a predicted model, not a curated record. Gene Ontology annotation, cellular component: cytoplasm. Lineage: Eukaryota; Discosea; Longamoebia; Acanthamoebidae. The transcript is spliced from 3 exons. The annotation marks the transcript as partial.
AUGGGUAUUCUCGACAAGAUCAAGGACAUUGAGGCGGAAAUGAACCGCACUCAGAAGAACAAGGCCACUGAGCACCACAUCGGUCUCAUGAAGGCCCGUUUGGCCAAGCUGCGCGCUCAGCUGCUGGAGCCGACGGGCAAGGGCAAGGGAGGCGGUGAGGGCUUUGCCGUCACCAAGUCGGGAGAUGCUCGCGUGGCCAUGAUCGGUUUCCCGUCCGUUGGUAAGUCGACGCUGCUGUCGAUGUGCACAGAGACCAAGUCCGAGGCGGCCGCCUACGAGUUCACCACCCUUACCUGCAUCCCGGGCCGGCUCGAGUUCAACGGCUCCAACAUCCAGCUCCUCGAUCUUCCCGGAAUCAUCGAAGGCGCCGCCCAGGGCAAGGGUCGCG